AUGGAGGAGCUGGACGCGCUGCUGGACGCCGCGUACGCGCGCGCCGCCGAGCUGCAGCGCGCGCAGGACCCGGAGGCGGAGCUGCGCCAGCUGCUGGCGCCCGUGCGCGAGCUGUUCGCGCAGCGUCUGCGCCGCGAGAGCGCCGGCAGCAGCAGCAGCAGCGGCGGCGGCAGUUCGUCGAGUCUGCCGAGCGAGCCGGCGCCCACGCGGCCGCUGGGCUACAUGGGCAAGCUGCAGGCGCUGGUGGCGCGCUCGCCGCCGGCCGUGAGGCGCUCGACGCUGCUCAGCAGCGGCAAGAAGAGCGUGCAGCAAGACGUCAAGCCCCAGACGUACCUUAACGGGGCGGCCACCAGGCUACACGCGCUGGUCACGGGCAGCAAGACGCUGUCGGCCAACUCGCUGCGCGGUAAGCAGCAGCAGAGCGAGGCGGCCGUCCGCAUCCAGGCGCUCGUCAGGGGCAAGACCCAGAGGCAGACGCUCACGAGGCAGCACAGCAUCAUGGUGCAGGGCACCAAGGUUUUGAAGAAGUACGUGUUGAAGACGGACAGAUUCCCGAACUGCCACGAGCUGGAUACGCCGCAUGGCGAUGUUGCGCCGAACUUUAGGAGGUUGGAAGGCACGCCGCUGUAUGGAUCUGCACAACCGUCGCUGGAAGCGGUGAUUUAUGUGAACGGGAUGCCGUUCACGGCGCGGCGUAGUGCGAAGCUCAAUGAGAACGAUUUGGUGCCGGGAAUCACGGGACACAAAAUCCAGGUCCUGGAAUCGUCCUUGAAGAGCAGUCUUCAGGAGGAGCUGAAGGCGGCGGACAACCGCUUUGAAUACUGGAACGAGGUGGCUCUGAGAGAGAAUGAGCUCGUGGUGGGCACCGCACAGCCUGAUCAUGUAUUGACACUGCCUGAGUUGUACGAAAGCACCGAUGUGGCUAAAUACAACGACGCCAUUCAAAGCGUGGUGUACCGCCGAGUCCCCAUCGAACGGGAGAAUGCACCAGAGCAUGGAGAUGUCGAAAUGCUGAUGAACCUGAUGGAUGCGACCGAAGACGAUGGAGCGACUGCCUUUGUGUUCAACUGCCAAAUGGGCAAGCGCCGUACGACGACAGCGAUGGUAAUCGGUCGGCUUAUCUGCCAGCGGCAUACUCUGGAUGUUAAUAGCUUGACGUUGGAGACAGAAGAGGAGCGCGAGAAUCAGACCGAAUCUGGCAACUUUGCUGUCAUCCGCGAGGUACAAACACGGCUAAAGAAUGGCAGGGAGGCGAAGCGGUGGGUGGACGCUGCCAUCGACGAGUGUGCCACCAUCUGCAACAUCCGCACGGUCAUCAACGAGUACCACGACUUGUCCAAUGCUGAAGCGAAGCCAGCGAAGCGGUCGUACUACCUGCACCACGCCAUGAGUUUCCUGGAGAGAUACUUCUACCUGAUUGUAUUCGGCAACUACAUGAUAGAGACCCACCAGAAGCCCAGCGGAGAGGAGCCCGCCCCAGACGCCGAGGAAGAAAAUGCCCAUCCAUCAUUCUCCAAGUGGCUCCAGCAACAUCCGAACCUGUUCCGCUUGCUGGAUGACCUGGGUGGAGUGCGCUACAAGUCUGACAAGGUGCUGACUGACUGUGUCCUGAAAAUGGACCACUUCUUCGGCAUUGCUCGCAUCCCGUUUGAGCUGACGACAAACGUCCCGAACUAUCGACGCAUUUCAAACGAGCCGAUCUUUGGCACGGCCCAGUGCCUAGAGCAGGGAAUUAUCGACGUUGUGGAGCAUUUGCGUGGCGAGUUCGACCGCGCGAUCUGGAUUAACUUGCGUGAGGAAGCGGUCAUUUACGUCACCGGUCGCCCGUUCUGCGUGCGACAUCAGAACGACCUCAUGGUAAACGUGGAGUAUCCGGGUAUUGAGGUGGACGAGAUCACGGCGAUCGAGCGGCAGGUCAAACUCGAGCUGCAGACGAAGGUCAAGAAGGACAACGGUUUGUUCAUGUAUUGGUACGAGCCUCGCGAGAUGGUCAACGACGAGACGAUGGAGCACAUUAACCCACAGCUGGAUGUGAAGACACUGACCGAAGUUUACGAGGACGCGACGCAACAAACAGAAUUCGACUUGCGCUAUGCUCGUAUCCCAGUGUCGGACGAGACUGCACCGGAAGAGAAGGACUUGGAUGAUAUGGUGCGCCUGCUAUUGCCUGCGUUUAUGAACGAGUUGGGACUGGUGCUGCCGUCAGAAACAAAGUCGGCGGCGCAGAAGAAGCUGAAGACGGCUGUCAUCUGCAACUGCCAAAUGGGGCGUGGCCGCACUACGACGGCUCUUGUGUGCGUGUACAUGCUGCGUGUGGUGCUUGAGGACAGCGCGUCUUCGUCCAAGCCGACUUUGCUGAAGGAGAUUCUUGGUGCAAGAGCUGCGGGACAUCGACGCCAGUCCGCUGCAAUCACCGCCGAGUUCGUGGUGAUCCGCAAGUUGCUCAAAACGCUGGAUAACGGCUCCGACUGCAAGCUGUUGGUUGACUACGCCAUCGACCAAUGCGAGCACAUGCAGAACCUGCGCGACUGCAUCAGCCAGUGCCGCGACCUGGCGAUCGACCGUGACCUCCCGAGCACCAAGCGCGACUUCUUCAUGCUGCGGGCGGUGAACUACCUGGAGCGCUACUUCUACCUGGUGUGCUUCGCCUCGUACCUGCUGGAAGAGCGUGUGCACUUUUUCCAGCGCAGCCUGUUUGUCACGUGGAUGAACGAGCGCUACGGCAGCGCGUUGUAUGAGCUGCUGGACAACCUCUGCUUUGAGGAGGAAAUUGGCGCCGAGACGCACGUGUCCUCGAUGCGCUGGCGUUGGCGCCGCAAACGCAAGCUCGUCUCGCGAUUGGAGUAA
Messenger RNA from Phytophthora sojae, 2847 nucleotides. RefSeq lists its product as hypothetical. Bases 1 to 2847 code for a protein of 948 amino acids. The record is from RefSeq and is a predicted model, not a curated record. Gene Ontology annotation, molecular function: protein binding. The transcript has 4 exons. NCBI's taxonomy places the organism in Eukaryota, Oomycota, Peronosporomycetes, Peronosporales, Peronosporaceae.